Manis javanica (Malayan pangolin) is the source of this 3010-nucleotide messenger RNA. It is a transcript of the gene ZSCAN26, whose product is annotated as zinc finger and SCAN domain containing 26. Gene Ontology annotation, molecular function: RNA polymerase II cis-regulatory region sequence-specific DNA binding; DNA-binding transcription repressor activity, RNA polymerase II-specific. NCBI's taxonomy places the organism in Eukaryota, Metazoa, Chordata, Mammalia, Pholidota, Manidae. The record is from RefSeq and is a predicted model, not a curated record. Gene Ontology annotation, biological process: negative regulation of transcription by RNA polymerase II; regulation of cytokine production; regulation of immune system process. Gene Ontology annotation, cellular component: nucleoplasm.
AGUUUUCUUUACAUAUUCUGGAAAUAGCAGGGAGGCCAGAGUGGUUGUGUUACAGAAAAGACUGGAAAACCUGGACUGGAUCACUGACGGAAGAACCAAGCGGCGCUCGGAGUUCUUGGAGUGUUGAGGUUUUAUUUUACACCGGCGGGCUCAGAGGGGAGUAGUCUGCCAAGGUCUGAGCCCUGAGCACAAGCAAGGGGAGCAAUUUAUAUUAUUUUGAUGUGUGGCACUUCGGCAUGCGCUGGGCAAAAGAGGAGCCCGGAGGAGGGGAGGAGGGAGCUGGGAGUGUUUUGCCAACUGGAGGAAAAAAAGCGGUUUGCUGACCUUGACAUCUGUGUUGAAUAUUUUCCUUAUCAGUUGGAGCACAGUGAACAAGGGUGAAAUUUGUAGAGGAUGGUACUGGGGGUGAGGAGAGGUGUGUAGAAGACGUGGACACUAUUAUGUAAGGAAUUUGGUCGUUUCUUGGGGUUUUUACAGGAUUUUAAGCAAAGGAAAAACAUGAUCUGACAAGUUGUAAAGCAUCUAUAGCUGGGAACUCAUGAUGAGAACAGACUGUUGAGGGAGGGGCAAGAGUGGAAUCAGGGAAAUUAUUGCAGGUAAAUCAGGUGGGAAAGAAGGAUGUCUUGGAAUAGUAUUACUGGUAGAGGUGGUUAGUGGUCAGAUUAAUGAUCUGCUUUGAAGGUAGAGCCAACAGGAUUUGCUACUGGAUCAGAUGUGGAUUGUGAGAGGAAUAUUCAUGAGGAGACAGUCAAAAGGAAGUUCUCCAGAACAGAGAACAGUCUGAAACUAGGGAUGGCGACAGCAUUGGUGAGUGCUCAUUUCCCAGCUCCACUGAAUCUGAAGAAGAAGGGGCUUCUGUUGGUGAAGGAGGAUCACUGUUUUACUCAGGAACAGGGAUUCAAACAGCAUGGAAACAGGUGCCUAGGGCAGGAGCCAUUGUCCAAACAAUUCAGGCAGUUGCGCUAUGAAGAGACCACAGGACCUCGAGAGGCGCUGAGCCGUCUCCGGGAACUUUGCCGACUGUGGCUGAGGCCAGAGACUCACACCAAGGAGCAGAUCCUGGAGCUGCUAGUGCUGGACCAGUUCCUGACUAUCCUGCCUGAGGAGCUCCAGGCCCAAGUACAGGAGCAUCACCCAAAGAGCGGGGAGGACAUGGUUAUUGUCUUGGAGGAUUUGCAGCCGAAUCUUAGAGAAACAGGACAACACAUGGACCUAGACCAGGCAAAGAAACAGAAAAUGCAUGUGGAGGAGAUAGUCCCUCUGAAAGCAGAGCAGGAACAGCAGGUCCAACCUAAGUGUGAUGUUCCAAAGCCUGGCAAAGAGACGGGUGAGGAGACAAGGAUUGAGAAUGGGAAGCUGGUUGUAGAGACAGACUCUUGUGGAGGAGUGGAGUCAUCUCAGAAAAUAUCCGAACCCACAGAUGUUCAUUCUAAGGACUCUAACUUGGAAAGGCAGCAGGCCAAGCCCCAGGCGAAGACUGACUAUAAAUGCUCAAAAUGUGGGGAGGGAUUCAUCCAGCACUCAGACCUGAUUAAACAUGAAAGUACGCAUACAGGAGAAAAGUUUGGUAAAUCUGAAGUGUAUCAGAGUUCUAGUCUCAUUGGACAUCAGAAAAUUUACUCUAGAGAGAAAGGUCAUCAGUGUCAUGAGUGUGGGAAAGCCUUUCAGAGAAGUUCACACCUUGUCAGACAUCAGAAAAUCCAUCUUGGUGAGAAGCUUUAUCAAUGCAAGGAGUGUGGAAAAGUCUUUAGCCAGAAUGCAGGCCUUUUGGAACAUCUCAGAAUCCAUACUGGAGAGAAACCUUAUCUGUGUAUCCACUGUGGAAAGAACUUUAGGCGCAGCUCUCACCUUAAUCGGCACCAGAGGAUACACAGUCAGGAGGAGCCCUGUGAGUGCAAGGAGUGUGGAAAAACCUUUAGUCAGGCCCUUUUCCUCACCCACAAUCAGAGAAUCCAUGGUCAUUCCAAAAGCCAUCAGUGUAACGAGUGUGGGAAAGCCUUCAGUUUGACCUCAGACCUUAUUCGACAUCACAGGAUUCACACUGGAGAAAAACCUUUCAAGUGUAAUAUAUGCCAGAAAGCCUUCCGACUAAAUUCACAUCUUGCUCAACAUGUGAGAAUCCACACUGAAGAAAAACCUUAUGAGUGUAAUGAAUGUGGAGAAGCCUUCAGGCAGAGGUCAGGUCUUUUUCAGCAUCAGAGAUAUCACCACAAAGACAAGCUGUCUUGAGGUGGCCUUUUCUGAUGUUUUGUAAACAUCAAAGACCGUAUAUUGACAAGCAAACAGCACUUUAGAAAACAUCACUCUAGUUGAUUCUGGCAUCAGAGAACUCUUGGAGGCCAAAGUGGAGGCUAUGUGCUUCCGCUGUCUACCUUUAGUUUCCUUGAAGUCAACUUUGGGCAACAAUAAUUUGACCCUAGAUAGUACUGUGGAAUUAGAGUUAAAUAGCAUUCUUUAUUGUGGGACUUCUCUGGGCCUUUAACAUGGUAAAUGCAUGAUUAUCCAUUUCCAAGUAGUAGAGAGCCUCAAGAUUGAACUAUGUCUUUGAAGUCAGCAGCCAAUCAGUAUCCACAGAUUUACAGGCUUAAACAGAACAAGAGCAGGUUGAAAUUUUUGCAUACACUACAGCAAAACUCUAUAAAAUAAAACUAACAAUGUUUGAACAAAUACCACAUUCAGAAGUCUCUUAAAGUUCAGGUUAAUGGUGAACACUUUCCCCCUCUGGCUUUACUAACCAACCCAUGCUGGCAUUUCCCCCACUCCCAAUCAACAGAAGCACUUUGGAAUGCAAAGAUAAUCUAAUUUUAUCAAUUCCCACCUCCAUCCUUGCCACAAUACUUGAUUGAUUCAAGUUAGAGAUCAAGGUUCUAUUUAGACUAUGGAAGAGAUUUCCUAAGUCAUUUGAAUGAACAGUGCUGAAUUAAUCCAGGUAGCAAUUGUCUGACUUGCCAACACCAGUGCCACUGUAGUACCUGCUGCAUAGACACUAUCUAAUAAAUGGGGAAAGAAA